UUGGCUAGUCACAAGUCAGCCCAGCUCCCUGACCAGGGUAGGUGAGGAGGACGUGAGGUUGGUGACGCUGACGCCGCGCGAACUAGGCGUCGGCGUGGUUUAAGCACGAAGAAACGAACAGGCUCGGCUGCUGCCCUGACGGUGCGGGGGGAAGGGGAGGGAAAGCGGCGUCGCAACUCGCACCGCACCGCACCCCUCUCGAACAGCAGAAGCCAUGUUGCCGCGCACGCACUCCCACCCGGCGCGGCGGCGCUCCGGGCUGGGCCCGCAGCUCUGCGCCGCCGUCGCCGCGCUCCUGCUGCUCCUCUCCCUCGCCGUCCUCCACUCGCGCCUCUCGUCCUCCUCCCCCUUCCCCAACUCCUCCCGCUCCCGCUCCCGCUCCUCCACACCCGCGGCCGACUCCAACUCCUCCGCGGUCCUCGCGGACGAAGAGGACGAGGACGUGGCCGCCGUGCUCGACCCGCUGGUCACCCUCACCACCACGACCACCACCACCGAGGGCGGUGGCGGCGUCAUCGCCAACUCCGACGACGACCGCAUCGACGAGCUCGACGUGCUCGACGAGGACACUGCGGGGUCCGACGCAGCGGACGACGUGUCCGCCUCCGCAGCCGCGGCCGCCACGUCCCUCGUCUGGGACCACGCCGUCGGCGCCGCCCGCCUCCCCUUCCGCCUCCCGGCUGCCGGCGGGCUGCCUCACCUCAACUCCCCACGUCGGAUUGCCGCGGCCGCCUUCGGAUCCGACGACGAGCUGGUGGAUCUGGACCUGCGGAUGGAGAUCUCGUCCAUCGGCGGCAUCGAGGACGUGCUGCUGCUGAAGCCCGCCUCUAGCAAGGGCGCCGAGACGCGGCUCCGCGCCGGGUGGGCGCCGUGGCUGGAAGGGAAGGUCGACUACCUCCGGCGCGAUCGGAUGCUCCGCUCCAACCUGGAAUCCCUCAAUCCGCGCAACCACCCGCUGCUCCAGGAUCCGGACAGCCCCGGCCUCACAUCUCUCACCCGCGGCGACCGAAUGGUGCAGCGGAUGCUCCUCGCCGAGAUUGAGAAGCCCGCCCCCAAAAAUUUUGAGCGUCGGAGCCUCCAAUCUUAUGAGAAUAAGGAGGGAAUGGGAGUAACUGUGAAGGAGAAGCAUGGGGAGGGAAGGAGGUGGGGAUACUUCCCGGGGAUUGAUCCACAUUUGGGGUUCUCGGAGUUCAUUGAGAGGUUCUUCGAGCAUGGGAAGUGCUCCAUGAAGGUGUUCAUGGUUUGGAACAGCCCGGAGUGGGCCUACGGUGUGCGGCACCAGCGUGGACUGGAGAGCCUGCUCAAGCAGCACCCAGAAGCCUGUGUAGUCAUGCUAUCGGAGACGCUGGAGCUAAAGUUCUUCAAGGAGUUUUUGAAGGAAGGAUAUAAAGUUGCUGUUGCGGUGCCGAAUCUUGAUGAACUUUUGGAAAGUACUCCAACACAUGUAUUUGCAUCAUUGUGGUAUGAAUGGCGGCAGACAAAAUAUUACCCCUUGCAUUACAGUGAGCUAGUACGCCUCGCUGCUCUUUACAAAUAUGGUGGAAUAUACCUUGACUCUGAUGUUAUUGUCCUUAAACCUUUAACAUCGCUCCGGAAUUCUAUUGGUGCUACAAAGCAAGUCUCUGGAAAUUCCAGUUUUAGUAGUGCUGUGUUAGCAUUUGAAAAACGAAGCCCUUUCUUGGCGGAGUGCCUUAAGGAAUUUUAUUCAACAUAUGAUGAUACCCUCUUGCAGUGGAAUGGUGCUGAACUUAUGACAAGAGUAAUAAGCAAUCUAUCUAGCAGAGCAGAUGAAAAUCUUGGGCAUCUUGACAUAAAGUUGGAACCCUCUGUUACCUUUUACCCUAUAGCUUCUACUGACAUUGCGAGAUACUUCUCGGAGCCAGGUAACAUGGUUGAGAAAACACAACAUGACGCAAUGUUUUCCAGAAUUUUGAAGGACUCUACCACUUUCCAUCUUUGGAGUGGCAUUACAUCUUCGCUGGUCCCUGAAUCCAGCAGUCUUGUUGAGAAAAUCCUUAAUCUUUACUGUCUCCAUUGCUUAGAUGUUUUAUAGUUUUGGCAGUCUGAAGUUCCUGCGAAGGGCUUCACUUUUGGUUUAGAUGACAUAUACAGAAAUAAUCAACAAGGCUUGUGGUGCUA
Molecule: messenger RNA, 2139 nt
Organism: Phragmites australis (common reed)
Lineage: Eukaryota; Viridiplantae; Streptophyta; Magnoliopsida; Poales; Poaceae
Exons: 5
Coding region: 215-2053 (612 amino acids)
Source: RefSeq, a predicted model, not a curated record